CAAUGGUCAGUCGUUUUGGCGCCGUCGUCGAAAGCGGUCGACGCUCGGAGCGCCGCUCAUUAAUCGUCGUGUCUCAUAGGAAAAUAAAUAAAAAUAUAGUGUAAAGUUCUGUGUUCAGUGAAUAGUGACAGUGUGUUUUAGUGAUAUGUGUUCGUCUUUAAAAAUCUGCACAAGACGUCCCCUGUAAUCAAGAUAAUCAUCGGCCGACAUCUGAUUACAAUGCACUUGCGCUAAUGAGUGCCCAUUCGACCGUCACGCGACUGCCAUGACCAACAUGUAAUCAAUGCCACCAUGAACCACAUACCCAAGAAAAUGUUCGCCAAAACACAUCGGUUUUGGGACAGACGAAAGUACAAAGUCGGACGAUGACACAACCCGGCGACACCAUCAAAUAAAAAUAACGUUUUUUUGUUAAAAACAAGCUUUUAGUGUUAAAUCGCUUUUUUGUGUGUACGCGACAUACCGUAAUCUUCAUUUGCUACUUAAUUUAAUUUGUCAAUCAGUGUCCUUUCCGUAGUUUCAAGCAAUACUAGAUAAGGCCUUCGAGUUUAAUUGUAAAUAUUGUGUUCGUGCUCUAUUCUCAACGUUCGGGCAAAACGGGUAUUUAGUAAUUUGUAUAAAAAGAGAAAAUAAUAGUCAACACUUCCGUUCCUAUAGGCAAUACGUUUUUUUAAAAGUAAAUCAAUUAUACAGUUAUUUCUACGGGGCCAAACUUUCAAUCUGUCUAAACAAUAAAGUUAGUUAGAUGAAUUUUACAAAUCCGGAUUGGAGAGUGACCACGAUGGUGCCGAACACGACUUUGAUGGCCAGGACUACUAUGUCAACACAUUUUAACACAACAGUCGGUCCGAAUUCCACAUUCUUGGUUCCGACGUACAUGAGCCAAGAGGAGUUCUUUGCUCUGCAAAUGACGAAUGGUUCCGACGCGAACACGACUCUGUCGAACGACACGACGGUAAACCUAGUUCUAAAGACUUGGUACCCGAGCGGGUACUCGCCGGCGCAUAUAAUAAUAGCCUCAGUGGUUGUGACAGUGUUAAUGAUAAUGGUAGUAGUGGGCAAUAUGCUGGUGAUAAUCGCUAUAGUGACGGAGAAAGCCUUGAAGAACAUACAAAAUUGGUUCAUAGCUUCUUUGGCGGUGUCAGACUUCUUCUUGGGGCUGGUGAUAAUGCCGUUCUCGUUGGCGAAUGAGCUGAUGGGGUACUGGAUCUUUGGGUUCUGGUGGUGUGAGAUACAUUCGGCGAUGGAUGUGCUGUUGUGUACGGCAUCUAUCAUGAACCUGUGCCUCAUAUCGCUGGACCGCUACUGGAGUAUAACUCAGGCGGUGGACUACCUAAAGAAGCGCACGCCGGCGCGCGCAGCACUAAUGAUAGCGGCCGUCUGGCUGAUGUCUGCGCUCGUGUGCAUACCGCCGCUACUGGGCUGGCGGGUCAGCAGGCCGCCCGAGCAGUUCCCGCAGUGCAAGGUGUCAGACGACAUCGGCUACGUGGUCUACUCGGCGCUCGGUAGCUUCUACAUACCGUCCUGCAUCAUGGUCUUCGUGUAUAUCAGAAUUUACUUCGCAGCUAAGGCCCGGGCGAGAAGAGGGAUUAGGAAAAAUCCGAGGCCUAGGCCUAAUGAGCAGCAGACGAGUUUCAGCAACCCCCCGAAGGGCACGCGGCCCAUGCCUUCCACACAUCCCAUGCCCCCGGGACAUCUUAGUAAUAAUAAUGGCGAAAGCACAAUAUCAACAAUAGAAACUCCUCAAGUGCAGAUCCCGACGGUGACGUGCGAGCUCGCGUCGGACAUAUCGACGAGCGAAGCGGGGGACACCAUACCGCCGCCGCCCGACGAACGGAAAGACACGCUUAAGGUCGUAACAUCAGCACAAGUACAAAAAAAUCCUCUAGCGUCCUGUCCAUUGAGGAGUUCGACUCUCUCAGUUAACGGCGAGCUUCAACUCCAGCAGACCAGGGGCAGAGCACCCAGCGUCGCCAUCGACGCCGACAUGGUCUCCGAGAUGGAACCAUCUUCCUCCGACUCCGGCGUCGUCAGCCGCUGUGGCGGAGUCAAACCCCUCAAACUCCGAAUCUUCAAAAAAACCGACAGAAGACAGGAGAAAUCCCAACCAAGCAAAUCAGAAUUAGAACCAGCUUUACCAAAACCUCACAAACCUAGAGACCCUGAGAGAGAAAAGAAGAGAUUAGCGAGGAAAAAAGAGAAAAGAGCUACUUUAAUUCUAGGGUUAAUUAUGGGCAGCUUUAUCGCUUGCUGGCUGCCAUUUUUCUUCUUGUAUAUAUUAAAAGCUGCUUGCAGGAACUGUGUGAUUCCGUCGAGCGCGUUUGCGAUAGCAUUUUGGCUUGGGUAUAUGAACUCUGUGCUUAAUCCGGUAAUCUACACGAUUUUCAACAAAGAUUUCAGAAGAGCGUUUCGGAGGAUACUGUUUAAGUGAUGUUUAGCAUACGUGUGCUGUUACCGCUGUGUGGCCAACAGGAUCCUGAUGGCCCAACAGAGGGCAGCACCGAAUCUUUACAAUGUACGUUGAAUGGACUCCAUAGUUAUACGAGGUUAUACGGUUGGACGGUAACAGUGGUUCCGAGUUUGAAUUUUUCGAGUUCUGGCUGGUUUUAUUUUUUUAAACGGUUUGACAGGUGACAGAAUUUUAAUUUGACAUGUAUUCUUUUUUAUUUAUAAAUAUUAUAAAACUUUUUAGUGAAUACUGUUUUGUAAUAGAAAAUUUACCUAACUUUUUUAGUUUAGUAAAAAUAAUAACACCAGUCAGAAUAGAAUUUCAGCGGUCAAUACAACAGUGGUGAAAUAAAAUUUACGCUUACAUAUAAAUAAAUAACAUAGAUAUUUAUCUCAUCAUAACGUCUUAGGUCAGCUUGUUCAUAUUUUUAAGCUUUUUAUAUAGAAAUUGUCAUUCUCAUGUGAAACUAUUAAAUAAGUGCCCAUUUGAACUAUUUAAAAGUAAAUACAAAAUCUGAUCAGAUAAAUAGGACUGUAUAAAGUAAAAUAAACUAUAACUGUUUAAUAAUUAAUUAAUUUUAAUGGAAUAAUUAUUUUUUAACGUUCAUAAACUAAGUAGUGCCAAUCUUCAGAAAAAAACUGUAAAAUAAAAUAGAAAUAUUAGAAAAAAAUCAUGAAUUGAAUUGAUUGUACAUUUUAUUUGCAAAAUAUAAAAAAAGGAAUUGUAAAUUAUAAAGUACAUUACCAAAUAAUUCAUUUCGUAGGAUUUUUUGAUAUUCGUAGCAAAUCAUAGAUUAAUGAAUAUAAAAUAUGAAGAAACUGCAAAAACACUAAUGGAUUUGAAAAAUUAUACAUACUUAUGAUAUAAUGAUUCCUUUAAUAGUACAUAAUAAAGGAAUUACAUAGCUUUAAUGUCAUCAGAUUUUGUAAGACAUUAAUUAGCAUUAGCUGUGGUAAUGCCCUUAUGCACUGUGGUAUAAUAUACCUAUUUAAAGUGAUAUGCGUAUGAUACAUAGUUUUUUCUUUUUCAUACAUUAACAAAAAAAUAUGUUUGAUUUUUUUUACAAGUUAUGUAGAUUACAGUUUUUGUAUACAGGUGUUAAAAACUUAUUUGUAUUUUUGACACCAUUACAAUAAGAUCGGCAUUUUUAAUUAGAAAAUUUUGAAAAAAAUCGCAGUCAUUUAUUGUUGAUAUUACAAAUUCAUCACAAUCAAGUCAUUUUAGACAAAAUCAACAAUCCUUUUCCUAAACUUCUGUUCCUAAUAUGUGACUGGUAGAAAUACAAUUACCUACACUAAGAGGUUUUUCACAAGACUAUAUAACUAAAAAAAAAAACUGGUUUUAUUAUUCUAUGUUAUACCACAGUGGAUAAUGAGGUCUUAGAAACUCUAAACUUGCUAGAAAAUCACUAAAAUAGCUUUUAAUUAUAUAUUUAAAAUACAUUUAUAUAUAUUUUCUUUAACAAUCCCUCGAAGACUUACCCAUACGCUUAUAUACGUACAAAAUAGUGAAAUAUACGUAGUUUUCAUGUUAAAUUAUUUGCUAUAUUGACUAUCCUAAGAUUUCACCAUUCAUAAAACAAAGUACAGUAAAAUAUUAUUUUUAACUCUUGACAAUUUAAAAGAAAUCUUUCAUACACAUGGCGUGGUACAACUUACAAGGUAUAACAUACAAUGGUUCAGCAGUAUUACUAUAUUUUAAUACAUAAUAUUAUUAUCCGAAAUAAUUAUAUAUGUAUAAAAUGUUUGCUCUAUCCAGAAAAAAAAAUAUAUUUCAUUUAUUUAAGAAAUUAAAUUAUCACAAAACUAGAACACGAAAGAUUUCUUUUAAAAUGUAUAUAGGUAAACACAUGACACUAAAUAUGUAUGUAUAAAAAACUGCGAAAUCUCAACAACUAAUGUAUAACAACCAUAAUAAUACAACCAUUGUAAAGAUGCGGUGUUUUAAAUUUUACUGAACCUACUGUGAAAGUUUUUUAAACUGAACUAAACAAUCCUUUUUAUUUUAAAUUUAAAUUACAAAAAUAUGUUUUAAUAAAAAUAAUGUUAUUUUAUACCCAUAUAGAUACAGUCUUUCAUAUCUUAUUUUUAAAAUUAUGUACUAUUAUUAUUUAAUAGUAAAUUAUUAUUUUGAAAAGUUUAAAAUUCAUUCGCAGUAUGUUCAGUUUUUAGUAGGUUAAAUAUAUUUUAAAUAAAAAAAAUGACUGUGCCUCUGUGCCUAUCGACAAGCACUCCACAACAAUAAAAUGCACUUUUUUUUAAAAUAAUGUAAAUAUUAUAAUUAGUUUAAUUUUCUUUUGUCUUAAGGAUUUUAUUCAGCCAAAGUUUUUGGUCGAAUUUCAUAUUUUAAAUGUUUUUUAAACAGCGCUGGCCGCUUUAAUAUAUUAUUUUGUUAAUUUUUUUUUCUGUGUAAAUAUUGUACUUAUAUAUAGUUUAAGUUUUAAAUUAAGUAAUAUUAAAUAUAAUAUACCAAAAAGAACACCAAAUACUUCCUGUAAAUUUUCUAAUCUUAUGAAUAGUGAAAAACAUUUUAUCCAAUAAAAUUUUAACCUUGUAUAAAUAUUGUUUCCACUUAGUAUGUAAGAGUUAUGUAUAUUUCUAGGAUAAUGUAGAGUUCCUUCUAUAUUAUAUGUUUUGUAUACCUACUCAAGUUUCUAAGGUUUUUUUAAACUGUCACAAUAAAAUGUUUUGUUUGGUUUGUCAAACUGUUAUUCAACUAUACCUACGACUGAUGAUAGUUUUUAAUAAAAUCUUUUUCCAAAAUAAAUACAAUUGUAAAUAAUAUUUCCUCAAUAAUUAUUGCGAAAAUCUUGUAAAAUAAUUAUUAAAGAACAACAACGACAACUUAAUUCUAAAUCGGUGUAAACUAGAUUCUUGGAUCUUAGAGUUAAUAUUAAUAAUACUUAAUAAUUAAGUAUUACAACUAAGUUUAAGUAAAAUAAUAACAUUGCAACACCAUUGCCGAAAUAGUUAUUAAAUUAGAAUUUUAGAUAAAAUAAUUAUUAGAUAUUAAUUAUGUACUGAAUUCAGAAGCAAUAGAGAGUGUAGUUUUCUUUUCGUGUAUAAUUUUUCACUAUUUUAAUAUUUCAUAUAGUCUUCCAAAGUGUGUGUGAUUAUCAAAUAAUAGUAGAUACCUUUCCUUACUUGUUUGUAUAAAAAAACUUUUAUAAUUUCCUUUUUUUUUGUUGAUUUUGUAUGGAAAUUGAUGAAAGAAUAUUUUUGAUGCGGAGUAACAAUUUUUUGAAAAUCUAGAACCCCACAAUGUAGCACAGAGCCCUCGCUCAUUGUGCAGGUUCUAUUUUGAAAGUCUGAAGUCGCCUUCAGACUUUAAAACUUGUUCACACAACACUUCAUGACAAGUGUUGCCUGAAUGAUGAAUUAAUGCAAUAAUUAUUUAAUUUAAUUUUAGUAAAAAAUGUGAAAAGUAUAAUUUAAGUGUGUAAAAGUUUUCCAAAAUACAUACAGGUUUUUGUACAGUCUUGAAAAGUCUUGUAAAAAUACAAUUUAACGCCAUUAUUUCUUAUUUAGUGAAAAUAUUUAGAAUGUUUUUAAAAUUAAAUAACUUAUAGGUGGCUAUCCUGUGUAUCUAGUAACUUGUUCAAUAAAAAAAUGUUCUAAAUUAAUAAAAAACUAUUUAUACUUAUAGUAUAAUAAUCUAUAUAGUAUUUGUUAAAUAUUUUAAUUUUUAAAUAUAUAAAAAUUCGGAACGCGUUACGUUUAUAUAGUUCUUUAUAUAAAAAAUAUAAUUAUAAUUAUUAAAAUCGUCUAAGACUAUACGAUUAACUAUUAAUUCUUAUCGACUCAAAAUGUAAAUGAAAAAAUAUACGAAGUACCAAUAUACAAAUUUUAAUCUUUA
Messenger RNA from Helicoverpa zea (corn earworm), 6304 nucleotides. RefSeq names its product alpha-2Db adrenergic receptor (gene Octalpha2R). Bases 746 to 2431 code for a protein of 561 amino acids. Gene Ontology annotation, cellular component: membrane. Gene Ontology annotation, molecular function: G protein-coupled amine receptor activity. Lineage: Eukaryota; Metazoa; Arthropoda; Insecta; Lepidoptera; Noctuidae. The record is from RefSeq and is a predicted model, not a curated record. Gene Ontology annotation, biological process: adenylate cyclase-activating adrenergic receptor signaling pathway. The transcript has 7 exons.